Molecule: messenger RNA, 2129 nt
Organism: Portunus trituberculatus (swimming crab)
Lineage: Eukaryota; Metazoa; Arthropoda; Malacostraca; Decapoda; Portunidae
Product: cell surface glycoprotein 1-like
Exons: 5
Coding region: 584-1594 (336 amino acids)
Source: RefSeq, a predicted model, not a curated record
GCAAAAUUACCCCACAUAAACAUCCCAACAUUUCACCAAUUUUCACCACUUUCCCAUAGGUCUACAUACGCCUACGGUACACCAGUCAAACUUCAACCUUUCCCCUACCGGUACAGGAAAAAAAAGCAAAAUCCCUCAAAAAACUCACAAACUCACGAAAACUCACGAAAACUCACGCAAACUCACGGAUCACUCACGACAGCCAAGAAUCAAGUCUAAGUGAAUCAUAAUGUCCAGUGCACCGGUGCCUGAGACCCCCCCGUGGCUGUUUAUCCCCUGUGGGCGUUCAUAGCUUACCACCACGUCCAGUAGGGGGCUGAAGGGCCGCUACCACAGGCUGUGUCAGGACCCUGGUGGCGGAGAACGUAAUCCUGGCGCGGGGGGCGUGAAAAAACGUGUCAGAUUUUGUUCUAAUGUGAGUGUGGUCCGCCCCCCGCCUUUAAAACACGGCCUAGGGGGGUUAGAGGCACUAGCGAUACGUGAGAGGUAUGGUGAAGGUGCUAGCAUAUACAACAGCAUCCCCACAGCAUCCCUAGCACUCAGACGACAAAACGCACGCAAUGAGGAACCGCUGAGAGUCAAAAUGCUGUCCUACGUUCUCCCGGUUGAGGAAAAGGUACUACGAGAGGAUGAAGAACGCUCGCCCGGGUCUGAGACAAGGCCUUUACUAGCGGGAACCACGGAUGGAGCAAGCUUAACGGCGCUCCAACAUGCUUUAACACACGCCGCCCCGCCAGUUGAUAAGGCCAAUGGGCAAGACAUCACAACCACCACUGUUGAUGUCUCCACAACCACCUCAUCUACUACGAGUGCCGCUACCAGUCCUGCCCCAGUGCCACAUGCGCCUCAAACUGCUGCCACUGCUAAACCCAGUCUUAAAAGGGUCUCCUUCGGGUCCAGCAAGGGAUCUAUGGUGGAGACCCUUAUCUACGACUCCCCCGUGGGCGAGGAAGAAAGGAUACCGGAAGAGGAGGACACACAGGUCACCAGCCCCUCUGCCUUCAAGGACCCUGUCUCGCAGAAAUUUGGGACCGAGACAGGCGCCCAGCAGAAGCCAGCGUCCAAAGUCCGUGUGACCUUUUAUGAGAGCUCCCGGCCCCUCGUGGUGACCUCCCCGGAGCCAUCUGACCUUGACCUCUACUCGCCUGACCUCCUGAUGGCUUCCCCACCCGCUGACCCCGCCAUGCCUGGGUUCGACAGACAGCUCAGCACCGAGAGUGGGCGGGAUAACCCAUUUCGACCAGGCGGGGACAUCAGCAAAGAAGCGGAUCAGAUUGUGGAGGCUAUCAAAUCUGGCCGUCCUCUUCUAACCCCUGAUACUACAGACACCCCGACAGCCCCCACGCCCACUACUGACGCCCAGAUUAUCCCCACACAAGCCCCCACGAGUCUGCAGGCCCAGUCCCCACCAGAGAGCCCCAUCAGUAAAGGAGGCAAUGCUGGGGUGAAUGGCUCGACCCCAGCGGAAGCCCCCCAGUCAAAUUCAGGCACUGUUGAGGUGAAGCAUGUAACAGUGACGCCUUCUGAUCAGGGCCACGUGGAAAGAGUCGUUAUUAAGAAGAAGAAUAAGUGUAGCUGUUGUGUUAUUCAGUGAGUGUGUCUGUGUGUGUGUGUGUGUGUGUGUCUGUGUAAACCUGUAUUUUUUAAACGCUUUGUUCUGUCACUUAUUCUUUUCCAAGGCCUCCAGGUGAAGAUCCUCGUGUUUUUUUUCCAGUGUUUUGUCGGGUUUGAGAGGAGAUACUGCCUUGUAAACCUGUCUGGAUGUGUUUUUAGCCUUGGAAUAUUGUUUUAGUGAGAGACCAGGGCGUUUUUUUAUGCUGGCCUGUGUGUGUGUGUGUGUGUGCGUGUGUGUUAUUUUUUGUUCCUAUAUCUCAUAUGUGUGUGUGUGUGUGUGUGUGUGUGUGUGUGUGUAGGUUAUAAUAAAGGUGCAUAAGUUUAAUAUUAAUUGUGGACAGGGUGUGUGUGUGUGUGUGUGUGUGUGUGUGUGUGUGUGUGUGUGUGUGCGUGCUUUUUAAUGUAAUAAUUGCAAAAAAAACGCUUUCCAAUUUGUAUUUAAGUUUAUUAUUGUUUUGUGUGUGUGCGUGUGCGUGCGUGCGUGUGUGUGUGUGUGUGUGUGUGUGUGUGUGUGU